AUGGGCUUUCUCAGAUGGUCGCUUCGUUGCAUCCCUGGCUUGUCAGUCUUUGGCCUACUGAUCCUGCUCGAGUCCGCUCUGAAGAUCGUCGAGACAGAAUGGCUCAGCUUCUUCUAUCCUCCAUUCCUCAAACAGAUCGCGAGUCCUGUCGUCGCCCAGACUGUUUUUAUUUCUUACUCGGUCUUUCUGCAUAUCCUUGCCCUCCUCUUUCCUCUGAGACUAUGCGCCUCAGCCUACUCUGCAGCCCGGGAUAUCAAAGCAGCCCAUCGGCCGUCGAAGCUCACUCCUAGUGACACUCUCCAGUGCGAUGUUUUCCGAUACGAUCCCCGGGAACUCCACUCCCAGCAAGAUACGACCAAGGGAUCGGGAACCGUGACGAUGGCAGUGGUCUUGCCCAGCUACAAGGAGGACAUUGAGAUACUCGAGACUUCACUGAGAGUGCUCGCUAGCCACACUCUGGCCAAAUCAUCAUAUGAUAUCUUCUUGGCCAUGGAGGAGCGAGAUCCAAACGGAGUCACUGUGGCUCAGAACUUGAUCCAGCUAUUCGCCGGCAAGUUUCGAGAGAUGCAAUACACUGUCCACCCUACGGGUCUGCCUGGCGAAGCCCCCGGAAAGAGUAGCAAUGUGAGUUGGGCAGCGAGGCAGAUCGAGCGAAAAUAUCUGAAUGAUCUCGACUGGUCAAGCGUGCUCGUAACGGUGAUGGACAGCGACACCCACCUGCUCAGUCAAUAUUUCGAGACCGUCCUCGCCCAUCACCUCCGCAGCCGCAGAGACCAAGAGUUGACCGACAUGACCCUGUACAUGCCCCCCAUCGUCUUUGAUCGCAAUGCGCACUUGGUCCCUCCAAUGGUGCGCAUCGCCGAUCUGAUGUGGUGCGGUGCUGGGCUCUCAUGUUUCACCAGCAAAUCAACCGGGUCGACCGUCGCAAUCCCUACCGCAGUCUACACCCUCCCCCUUCCUCUUGUUUGCCUGGCCGGUGGCUGGGACACUGGGUCAGAAGCUAUCGGCGAAGACAUGCACAUGAUGUUGAAGUGCUAUUUUGCGGCAAACGGCCGCAUGAAGAUAAAAUCGAUUCCGAGUCCGGCAAGCCAGUGCAAUGUCACGACUGGAAAAGCGGGCAUCCGCGGCUGGCUGGCUAACCAUUCUGCCCGGUACGCGCAAGGUCUUCGACAUAUGUGGGGAUGUCUCGACACUGGAUAUGCUGUUCGGCAAUGGUGCAAGAUAGGCGCAGAGCCAAAUCUUCAUGAUCAAUCUAUUCUAUCUAGCGAAAUCAGCUCUUCCAAUUCUGAACGACCAAAUCGUCCUCGCCAUGUUGAGAUCUGCCUGAAACUCAGCCAGCAUGCCCUUCACGGCCCCAGUCUUCGAAGAUUUACCUGGCGAAAUCUCAUCUUGUUCAGUCGACUGUUUGAAGCGCACUUCUUGCCGAUUCAUUUGUUCCUUGUUCUGCUCGCCUCGGCCAUCUACACCGCGCUCCCAUAUCCGAUCACCUCGUGUCAACUUUUGACAGCUGCAAUGGACCUCACCUCAGCUCUGCGAGGGAUCAGUUUCGCCCUGAUGACGAUAUACUUCGUUAUUUUUUAUGAAGGAUACCACAGUGCUUGCAUUGAGGCCAGGGAAAGGGAGAUGAGGAGAGCCGGCCUGUAUGAAGAGUUGGCUGAUGAGUUUUCUUACCGCAGAAGGCUCUCCCUCAUCACCCUGGCCGACUACGUGCUGUUCCCUAUUGCGGGCACAGUAUUUGGAAGCGUGCCUCUGCUCCAGGCGGUAUUGUCGCAUUUCUGGACAGAGAAGCUUGUCUAUCUGGUGAGCGCAAAGCCAGUCAAGACAAUUACCAAGAAUCUUAUCGGUGUCACGGUCACUGAGCGAGGCGCAGAGGUGAUAGACGUCUGA
Molecule: messenger RNA, 1887 nt
Organism: Cladophialophora psammophila CBS 110553
Lineage: Eukaryota; Fungi; Ascomycota; Eurotiomycetes; Chaetothyriales; Herpotrichiellaceae
Exons: 3
Coding region: 1-1887 (628 amino acids)
Source: RefSeq, a predicted model, not a curated record